GUCUCGUGAUCACCAGGAAGUAAACUUUCCAUUCAGUCAAUUUUAUCGUGAGAAGACAGCACGGUUUAUUUUUGUUAACGCUCAGACAGUAUAUAAAAUGCCUUUACUUUGUGGCGGAACAACUGAGGCGAAAGAUGCGAAUGAAGAGGUGCAGAAAAUAUGCGAUGAGAUAAAGUCUCAUGCCGAGGAUAAAGCUGGGCGCAAGUUUGACGUUUUCACCGCAAAAACCUUUAAAACACAACUUGUAGCGGGGACAAAUUACUUCAUUAAGGCGCAUGUAGGAGGGGAUGAGUACAUUCACCUACGUGUCUAUAAGACUCUGCCCCAUGCUGGAGAAAAACUGGAGCUGCACAGCAUACAGACAUCCAAGGCUCAUCAUGAUCCCAUUGAAUACUUCUAAAGCAAACUUAAGCAAAUCAUCAUAAAUACUGCCCAAAAUACUCAUGCAGCUCAUUGUUGUCAUUUUUACCAAGUAAAGGUUUACAUUAACACUUGAAGAUGAAUAUUAACUCAUUUAUUACAUGCAGUGACCUUACAAAAUGUAUUCAUUGACUAGUGGGAUCAUGGGUAAACACUACCUGUGAAACUCACUGUGAAUUAAGCAAUCCUAUAAAUACAUGCAUCCAUUAUGUGUUUGGCAUAGCUGUAAAAUAGCAGUUCAUUUUCUCUCCCACAUACUAAAAACAUCACUUAACUCCCAUCUAGUUACCUAUGUCAGUAGUUUGGCCUUCACAUUUUGGGCUUUGUAAUUAGUGAUACUGAUGCAGUAAACACGUAUUUUAUACUUAACUGCCUGUAAUGUUCAUUAUUCACAUAAAAUGCAUGGAUGGACA
Cyprinus carpio (common carp) is the source of this 833-nucleotide messenger RNA. RefSeq names its product cystatin-B. Gene Ontology annotation, cellular component: cytosol. NCBI's taxonomy places the organism in Eukaryota, Metazoa, Chordata, Actinopteri, Cypriniformes, Cyprinidae. Gene Ontology annotation, molecular function: cysteine-type endopeptidase inhibitor activity. The record is from RefSeq and is a predicted model, not a curated record.